AUGGCAGACGAUCUUGACGUGGAAGCAAUGCUUGAAGCACCUUUUCAGAAGGGUCAGGCUAUAUCGGAUGUUUAUAUGAUCAAUGCAGGCAAUGAUCCCUCAAAGGAAGAAGACAAAAGUACACAUUCCAGUGAAGGGCGGCGACGUCGUCGAAGUUCCUCACGUUCCUCCAGUUAUCGCCAUCGUUCUCGUUCGAGAUCGCAUCGUUCACUCGAUCACGUUCCCGAGAUAAAAGGCGAAGUCGUAGCCAGCGUAGGAGAAGUCGCAGCCCAAGUCGAUUUAGGCAGCGAGCGUCGACGCAGGUCUCCUACACCGCCCAUAGAUGAAGAAGAGCGAGACAAACGUACGGUAUUCGUAAUGCAACUUGCAGCACGUCUUCGAACUCGAGAACUAGCAGAUUUCUUUUCAGAAGCGGGGAAAGUUCGCGAUGCAAAAAUUAUUGCUGAUAGAAUAUCUAGAAGAUCUAAAGGAGUUGGUUAUGUAGAAUUUUAUGAUGAAGAAUCGGUGCCUAAAGCAUUAGCUUUAUCUGAACAGAAACUCUUAGGUAUCCCUGUUGUCGUUCAAUUGACCGAAGCAGAAAAGAAUAGACAGGCCAGACUGGCGGAAGCAGCGGCAUCACACGCAACAGACAUAGCCUAUCACAGGCUAUAUGUCGGAUCUGUUCAUUUCAACUUGACCGAGGAUGAUUUGAGACAAGUGUUUGAGCCAUUUGGACCACUAGAGUUUGUAAAUCUUCAUAAAGAUCCAGAAACCGGUAGAUCAAGAGGAUUCGCUUUUAUUCAAUAUAAAAACCCAGAAGAUGCGAAGCAGGCAUUAGAGAAAAUGAACGGAUUUGAGUUAGCAGGGAGGACAAUUAAAGUAGGUUUAGUUACUGACAAAAGCAAUGGCAUGAAUUUAAAUCUUGACGAUGGUGAUGUUGCUGGUUUAGCCCUCAAUGCUCAGUCGCGAGUGGAGUUGAUGCAGAAAUUGGCUCGUGACACCGAUCUGAUUACACCGACAACUGUUUCUGCCCCUGCGGAGCCACCGCGUCCUAUACAACCGAGGGUCAAUCCUACUCGCUGUGUCUUGUUGAAAAAUAUGUUUAAACCAGAAGAGGAGACAGAGCCGAAUUGGGCUGAAGAGCUCGAAGAGGAUGUAAAAAAUGAGUGUAUGAGAUAUGGACCAUUGGUUCAUGUUAGUGUAGAUAAGGAUUCAGCGGGAGACAUAUACAUGAAAUUCGACAGUAUAACUUCCGCACAAAAUGCAGUCAAUGGGCUUAAUGGUCGCUGGUUUGGUGGCAAUCAGAUUUCCGCUGUAUUCAUACCUGACAUGUUUUAUAACGUACGAUACCCUAAAUCUGCAAACCUCUGA
Paraglomus brasilianum is the source of this 1350-nucleotide messenger RNA. Lineage: Eukaryota; Fungi; Glomeromycota; Glomeromycetes; Paraglomerales; Paraglomeraceae. The record is from the annotation of a GenBank genome assembly.